AGAUGACCAUUCGAUACCCUAACGUAAUCAGUUUAUGUGGAUUUACGAUCUUCCUUUUAAAGAGAGACAAAUAGCAUAUGUUAAAAGGAAUAGAAACUUUGGUUUGAAACGAAAGGUGGAACAGGUAACCUUCAGCGUGUGUCGACUCGUGUGUCCCGGGCUCUGAGAGCUUCCGUCAGAUGGAGGAGGAGGGCCAGCAUCCACUGCCAGAGGGUGCCAAGCUGGUGCAGGUGCCAGAGGGUCUUCUCACGAGGAAUGAACAUUAUGACUCGUGUAUGUGACCCGGAAUCCCAGAGACACAGCCAUCUCCUUUUACCACUUUACGAAACUCUUGAAGUCGUCGGUUUUCCAAGGAUCGUUGGCUCAGUAUCUCCAGUUCUUCCUCGAGGACAAAGCGAUGUACAGCCCCUUCAUGCCCCACGUCCUGGGCUUCUGGGAGGCGCGUCGGGACCCCAACCUCCUCUUCGUCACCUACGAGGAGCUGCACCAGGACGCGCUCAAGGCCAUUCGCAGGAUCGCCCACUUCCUCCAGGUGGAGGCGAGCGAGGAGCAGCUGGAGUACGUGGCCGCCUGCACCUCCUUCGCCUCCAUGGCCUCCAACCGAGCGUCAACUACGAGCACUGGAAGGACUCGGGAUUCUGCCACAAGGACAAGGGGAGCUUCCUCAGGAAAGGAAAGGUCGGCGGAUGGAGGGGAGCGUGGCCGAAGAUCAGAACUCAGCGGUGGGAAGACUGGUGCACUUUGCAAGAUGAAAUUGAGGAGAAAGUAUGGCUUUCGGACAGGGACACGAUAGACCGAGCCAGCAGACUUUCGGCAGAUAAUCAUUUGUGCCGUACAUCGCUCCGGAACGGAGAACUCAAAGUCACAGAAUACUUCUUUGAUAACGAUGUCCCCGACCCUCAGUAUGGGUGCAAUGAUUUUUAUGAUUCUCAGGAUGGGUUGCUGAAGAACGACUUUCAUGCUGAAGUCCUGUUAGUCGCAGAUGUAGUAUAG
Molecule: messenger RNA, 993 nt
Organism: Penaeus vannamei (Pacific white shrimp)
Lineage: Eukaryota; Metazoa; Arthropoda; Malacostraca; Decapoda; Penaeidae
Source: RefSeq, a predicted model, not a curated record